GUAGUCCUUAACCCAGGUCUCUACGUGGUUAAUGCUGGGGAUCCUGUACUGUGUGAUGUCUGUAUUCAGUAGGCCAGUGUGUAGUCCUUAACCCAGGUCUCUACGUGGUUAAUGCUGGGGAUCCUGUACUGUGUGAUGUCUGUAUUCAGUAGGCCAGUGUGUAGUCCUUAACCCAGGUCUCCACGUGGUUAAUGCUGGGGAUCCUGUACUGUGUGAUGUCUGUAUUCAGUAGGCCAUGUCUCAGUGUGUAGUCCUUAACCCAGGUCUCUACGUGGUUAAUGCUGGGGAUCCUGUACUGUGUGAUGUCUGUAUUCAGUAGGCCAUGUCUCAGUGUGUAGUCCUUAACCCAGGUCUCCACUUGGUUUGAACACGUCUCCAUGAUAGUGAUUCUCCUGAACUGUGUGACUCUGGGGAUGUACCAACCCUGUGAAGACGUCACCUGUCAGGCAGAGUGGUGCCUCAUACUACAGGUGUUUGAUGACUGUAUCUUUGCGUUUUUCGCGGUGGAGAUGGUCAUUAAGAUGGUGGCUCUGGGGAUCUUCGGUUCUAAGUGUUACCUUGGCGACACUUGGAACCGACUGGACUUCUUCAUCGUCAUGGCAGGGAUGAUGGAGUAUUCUCUGGACGGACACAACGCCAGUCUGUCAGCUAUCAGGACCGUACGGGUUCUGCGGCCGCUCCGGGCAAUCAACAGAGUCCCUAGUAUGCGUAUCCUGGUGACUCUGCUCCUAGACACUCUCCCCAUGCUGGGUAACGUCCUGCUCCUCUGUUUCUUCUUCGUCUUCUUCAUCUUCGGCAUCGUCGGCGUGCAGCUGUGGGCGGGGCUACUGAGAAACAGGUGCUUCAUGGAGAAGACUUCAGAACGUGAGUCUCGCUCUCUCUAUUUCACUCUCUCUCUCUCUCCCUCUCUCUCU
Messenger RNA from Oncorhynchus kisutch (coho salmon), 914 nucleotides. Its product is annotated as voltage-dependent T-type calcium channel subunit alpha-1H-like. Gene Ontology annotation, biological process: calcium ion import; positive regulation of calcium ion-dependent exocytosis; transmembrane transport. Gene Ontology annotation, cellular component: plasma membrane; neuron projection; voltage-gated sodium channel complex. Lineage: Eukaryota; Metazoa; Chordata; Actinopteri; Salmoniformes; Salmonidae. The annotation marks the transcript as partial. The transcript has 4 exons. The record is from RefSeq and is a predicted model, not a curated record. Gene Ontology annotation, molecular function: low voltage-gated calcium channel activity; voltage-gated sodium channel activity.